AUGAUGCCAAAGAUGUUGCGGUACUUCGUGCCCUUUCUACUUACCGCUUGCACCUUGGCUGUCCCGCGGUUGAACAAAUCGUGCGUGAACGGAGAGCUAGACGGAGAGCGAUGCUUCUGUAAGGAUGGAUGGACCGGUGUGAAGUGCCAUCGGCGGAUGAACUGUGACGGCUACGAGCGCAGCACGAACGGAUCAUGUAUCGAGUGUGCGGAAGGGUGGACAGGGCCAGACUGUGAUGCCAUCGACUGCAACGAACACGGAAAUCCAAACUAUGAUUUCACGAGUUGCAGGUGUGAGAAGCCGUACUCAGGUCAAUUCUGCGAGAAAUUCUCCACCAAGGACAUUUAUUCGUACUACAACAACCUUGCCUCGAAGACUGGAGCUAUUGGCGUUAUUUUUUGCAUUCCUCUCCUAGUGAUUUAUGCAACCUGCGAUCGCUACGCAAAAAAGCGUCAAAGAGAGCGAGUCGAAAAACACCUGACGGGUACAAUGAUCUCGCAUCCAGACAAGGCCGUGGAUCGGAAUGCAAUCGCUACGUUAUUGCAUAGUGAUGACGAAUGA
Necator americanus (New World hookworm) is the source of this 561-nucleotide messenger RNA. RefSeq lists its product as uncharacterized. The record is from RefSeq and is a predicted model, not a curated record. Lineage: Eukaryota; Metazoa; Nematoda; Chromadorea; Rhabditida; Ancylostomatidae. Bases 1 to 561 code for a protein of 186 amino acids. The transcript has 5 exons.